Messenger RNA from Aspergillus mulundensis, 519 nucleotides. RefSeq lists its product as uncharacterized. Lineage: Eukaryota; Fungi; Ascomycota; Eurotiomycetes; Eurotiales; Aspergillaceae. The transcript has 3 exons. Bases 1 to 519 code for a protein of 172 amino acids. The record is from RefSeq and is a predicted model, not a curated record.
AUGCAUCUCUCAAACAUCUUCUCUUCCACCUUGCUCGUCCCUGCAUUGGCAAGCCUAGCGUUCGCGCAGUCCUUCAACCUCUACGCGUACGGGACGGGGAUCGGAGGCCUUCCUGUGCAUUAUGCCGACGGAAACGCCGUUGUCAACAAGGGGGCCGUAAACGCAGUCACUGAUGCAGUUGUCUCAUUCACAAAAGACAACGCCCGUCUCAUCGGCAACCCCGACUCAUCCGGUGCCGCAGGAUCCUUCUCAAACGUGCUCCUCUACGUCCCUGGAUCCUCGUCAAGCUCGCACAAUGUCGGCUUCACUACCGACCAGACCUCCACAGCCGACCGAGUCACCGACAAGUUCGUAUGGUAUGGGGCUACGCUGCUCAUUAAGAGCGACGACGGCCAGUUGACCUCGUCGUUUUACCUUAAGGAGAGCGAUGCGGCGAGCGGACAGUAUGAGUUGCUCUGGGGGGUUUCGGGGGAUGAGUAUAUUAGUGUUGGGUUGCGGUCUGUGGCGCCGGCGACGUAG